Molecule: messenger RNA, 1743 nt
Organism: Penicillium daleae
Lineage: Eukaryota; Fungi; Ascomycota; Eurotiomycetes; Eurotiales; Aspergillaceae
Exons: 3
Coding region: 1-1743 (580 amino acids)
Source: RefSeq, a predicted model, not a curated record
AUGGAGAGCGUGGACUUGGUCGUGGUCGGCGCAGGAUGGAGUGGACUUGCGGCCAUCAAAACUUACCGCGAGGUGAAUCCCGAUGGCAAUGUGCUCCUGCUGGAGGCCGCCGACUCCGUCGGUGGAGUGUGGGCCAAGCAUCGCCUGUACAAGGGUCUCAAGUCCAACAACAUGCUGGGCACCUACGAAUUCAGUGAUUUCCCCAUGGAUGAGGCUACCUUUGGAGUCAAGCCCGGGGAACACAUCCCCGGUGAGAUCGUCCAACGCUACCUCGAGGCAUAUGCCGAGCGGUUUGGCUUCACCGAUCGCAUCCAAGUCGGCCACCGCGUCGAGAGCGCACAACACAAUCUGGACGGAACUUGGCAGCUGAAGGUGUCGCACGGGGAGGAACUGGCGACCAUUGAGACGAAGAAGCUGAUCGUUGCCACGGGCGUCACAUCGCAGGCAUAUCUGCCCACAUUUGAGGGUCAGGACGUCUUCGGAGCGCCCAUCUUCCACUGCCGGGACAUGCAACAGCACGAACCCGAGACCUUGAAAGCCGGUGAGCGAGUCACCGUGUUCGGCGGUACCAAGUCCGCCUGGGAUGCGGCCUACGCCUGUGCGACGUCCGGGAUGCAAGUCGACUGGGUCAUUCGCGAGUCCGGACAUGGGCCAAACUGGAUGGCGCCCCCGUAUGUGACGCCGCUGAAGAAGUGGCUGGAGAAGCUGGUAACCACCCGACUCCUGACUUGGUUCAGCCCCUGCAUUUGGGGAGAUGCCGAUGGAUAUACGCGUGUGCGCAGCUUCCUGCACGGAACGUGGCUGGGCCGUAAGAUCGUGGAUGCCUUCUGGGCCGUACUAGCCGACGACGUCGUGCAGCUCAACGGCUUCAACAAGCACCCCGAGGUGAAGAAGCUGCAGCCAUGGAUCAGCCCGUUCUGGAUUGCCUCCUCGCUCAGCAUCCUCAACUACCCCACUGAUUUCUUCGAUCUCAUCAAGGAUGGCACGAUCAAAGUACACAUUGCUGAGCUCGACCACCUCUCCGAUCAUAUGGUGCACCUGUCCACCGGCGAGGAGCUGAAAUCUACCGCUCUGAUCUGCUCGACAGGCUGGCGCGCUACUCCCAACCUGAAGUUCCUUCCGGAGGGCAUUGACCGCGAGCUCGGCUUCCCCUGGAGUAGUGACCCGUUGGAUGAAGAGAUGGUCAAGGCAGCCGACGAGGAGAUCCUUCGUCGAUUCCCCCGUCUGCGCGACCAGCCUACUCCCAAUCCCAACCGAGGCGGCAGCCCCCACCCAUUCCGACUGGCACGCUUCAUGGUGCCCCUCUCGCAAGUCAAGGACCGAUCACUCGCGUUCAUGGGCAUCACCAUGACCAUCAACACCACCAUCAUCGCUCAGACGCAAGCCCUCUGGAUUGCCGCAUACUUUGGCAACCAUCUCACCCCGACAGCCGUGGAGCAAUGCCCAGCGGCCGUCCGUGCGGCUUCCGACAUCAAAGUCGAGGAUGAUGCGGAGCUCAACCUGGCCUGGGAGACUGCGCUGCACACCGAGUUUGGCAAGUAUCGCUACCCUGGAGGCUUCGGUCGCCGCAAUCCUGACUUUGUCUUUGACGCACUUCCCUAUAUUGAUCUGAUGCUGCGGGAUCUUGGUCUGUCGCCCGGGCGUAAACAGGGAAUGCUGUCUCGAUGCCUCAGCCCUUAUGGUACGGAGGACUACACUGGAUUGGUGGAGGAGUGGAAGGCAAAGACGUCGGACAAGCCGUGA